UAAGGGAGUAAAUCCACUGACGUCACCUCAAGUGCAAGAAGAAAAGAAAGCGUUCAGUGAAAGCUGUCAUGAAGUAGUUGUAGCGACAGUACAGCAAGCCUUCAGUGAGUUCGGGUACUAGUUACACUCCAAGCCGAGACUUCAAACCGCUGGUUCAACAAUUACGCAAGAAACGAAAAUAUACCUAUAGAGAGCAAACCCCUCAAACUGUUCAGGGAGCAAAACUAGAAAUUCUUUAGGAUAUGGCAGAUGUCAUACCAGCCAACGAGUCCUCUGAAUCGGACCUUGUUAAUCGAUUCGCCCGCAAAGGUGCGCUGAAGCAGAAGAACGUCCAUGAAGUAAAGAACCACAAAUUUACUGCAAGAUUUUUCAAACAACCGACUUUCUGCAGCCACUGCACCGACUUCAUCUGGGGAUUUGGCAAGCAAGGAUUCCAGUGCCAAGUUUGCUGUUUCGUGGUUCACAAGCGCUGCCAUGAGUUUGUCACAUUCUGCUGCCCCGGAGCGGACAAGGGUCCCGACACAGACGACCCGAGGAGCAAGCACAAAUUCAAGAUCCAUACCUAUGGGAGUCCCACGUUCUGUGACCACUGCGGAUCGCUUCUGUAUGGACUCCUCCACCAGGGGAUGAAGUGUGAAACCUGUGACACUAACGUCCACAAGAUAUGUGUGAUGAAUGUGCCCAGCCUGUGUGGGAUGGACCACACGGAGCGGCGAGGACGUCUCUACCUGACGGUGGAGGCCACCGGAGAGAAGCUGCAUGUCACAGUGGGCGAGGGCAGAAACCUUAUCCCCAUGGACCCCAACGGCCUGUCCGACCCCUACAUCAAGCUCAAGCUCAUCCCCGACCCCAAGAACGAGACCAAGCAGAAGACCAAGACCAUCCGCUCCAACCUCAACCCCACCUGGAACGAGUCCUUCACAUUCAAGCUGAAGCCUACUGAUAAGGACCGCAGGCUGUCGGUGGAAGUGUGGGACUGGGAUCGCACCACCAGGAACGACUUCAUGGGAUCACUGUCCUUUGGCGUGUCAGAGCUGCUGAAGGCGCCCAUGACUGGCUGGUACAAGCUGUUGAACCAGGAGGAGGGCGAGUACUAUAACGUGCCCAUAUCCGAGGAGGACGACGGGAAUGAUGAGCUGCGUCAGAAGUUUGAGAAAGCCAAGCUUGGCCCUAAGAAGGUCAUUACACCCUCGGAUGAUGACAGUCGGAGCAGUGUGGUGUUCAACGCCCUGGACCAUGUCAAACUCGACGACUUCCACUUCCUGGCUGUUCUGGGAAAAGGCAGCUUUGGCAAGGUGAUGUUGGCUGAGAUGAAGGACUCCGACAUCUUGUACGCCAUCAAGAUCCUGAAGAAGGACGUGGUGAUUCAGGACGACGACGUGGAGUGCACCAUGGUGGAGAAGAGGGUGCUGGCCCAGGAGGACAAACCGCCCUUCCUCACCCAACUCCACUCCUGCUUCCAGACUGUGGACCGUUUGUAUUUUGUGAUGGAAUACGUCAAUGGUGGUGACCUCAUGUACCAUAUCCAGCAAGUGGGCAAGUUUAAGGAGCCCCAGGCUGUCUUCUAUGCAGCAGAGAUUGCUGUUGGGCUGUUCUUCCUGCACAAGAAGGGAGUCAUAUACAGGGACCUGAAGCUGGACAACGUGAUGCUGGACGCCGAGGGCCACAUCAAGAUCGCUGACUUUGGCAUGUGCAAGGAGAACAUGGUUGAGGGCGUGACCACCCGCACCUUCUGUGGAACCCCAGACUACAUCGCCCCUGAGAUUAUUGCAUAUCAGCCCUAUGGGCUUUCAGUGGACUGGUGGGCCUACGGAGUCCUGCUGUAUGAGAUGCUGGCUGGACAGCCCCCCUUCGAUGGUGAGGACGAGGACGAGCUCUUCCAGUCCAUCAUGGAGCACAACGUCUCCUACCCCAAGUCCCUCUCCAAAGAGGCCGUCUCCGUCUGCAAAGGGCUGAUGACCAAACACCCAUCCAAGCGUCUGGGCUGCGGGACAGAGGGCGAGCGUGAUGUCAGAGAGCACGCCUUCUUCCGCCGCAUCGACUGGGACCGCCUGGAGGUCCGCGAGAUCCAGCCGCCCUUCAAGCCCAAAACGGGUGGCAAAGCGGCUGAAAACUUCGACAAGUUCUUCACGCGCACCCAGCCCCAGCUGACCCCCCCGGACGAGCUGGUCAUCGCCAACAUCGACCAGGGCGAAUUCGCUGGCUUCAGCUUCAUCAACGCCCAGUUUGUCGCCCCUGUCCUACCAGGCGUGCCACCCGUUUAGACCCCUAUCGUCGUCGUCGUCCCCAACCCCAACCCCUAUACCUUUAGCCCUUCCCUUACCAAUUAACCCCCUCACAAACUAAAAGCCAAAACUUACCCAUUUUCUGACAUUGGGGACUUGUCCAAUCCAAAGCAAACCCCCUCUGCUUUUUUAGGCCAGUUGUAAGAGUACUGCCAUUAUCAUUUAUUUUCUUUAAUCAUGUUUUAAUCCAGUCCACAUUGAGCACUGGACUACUAAUACAUAUGCAUUUGUUCAUCCACACCCUUUGGCGUGGUGCCCAUUUAGCAAAUUACAGACGCACUUAUAAUUUAGCAACCUGCAGUUCCAUACUUCUUCACCUGCCAAAUGCCACAGCUGCCACGUGGUGAUACGAGCGAUACUGAAAACCAGACCGUGCUUCCUGACGCUUUAUGCUCAUAGCUCUACACACAGCAGUCUUCCCUUAUUGCACAGGGCAAUUACCAAGUUGUAGAGGUACUGUAAUAGGGAUCUGCUGGCGGCCAGCAUUGCUCUUGAAUGUUGACUCUAGGGUGAUCUAACAUUCUCCGAAGGUUUACUCUUAGUUGGUUGUCAUUGUUGUGUUUUUUUAUUGUCCCCCAUGUUUAGCCUUAGGUCCUAAUUUGGCAUGAUUUGAGUUCAUGAUUUGAGUUCAUGAUUUGAGUUCACGAUUUGAGUUCAUGGGUACACGACCUCAGAGUAAUGAGAGCGCCAUAUGUGAUGUGAAACAUAUGUGCCUGCAUUUACGCCAGAAACACAUCAGUAUAUCCAGAAAUGUGACUUAAUUAUUCGCGCCAUGUAGCUGUGACGCAUCAGACUGAUUUUAGACCAGUGACACACUAAACUGUUCUUUCGCUUGCACACGGCCAGUUUAUGCAGAAGUCAGCCAGUAUUGGUCAAAGCUAAUCAUUGCUCUCAUCUUAUAGGGACAUGAUGUGAUGCCUAGCCACGUCGCAUUCUCACACACAUUUACUCAUACAUACUUAGCAUUUGACGGCAAAAUGGUCAUCAGAAACUGCAGGUUGUUUUCAAAUGCAUAACGUAGACCACUUCAAUCAUGAAUAGAGACUGUGUACACAGUUAAUAUUUCAUCUUAGCAAAUCUUAUUACAAUGGCCAUACUGUUAAUGAGUCUCUAAUAGACUAUUGAAGAUGUAUGAUUAUAAACGAUGAUACAAGAAGUGAAGGUUGUUUGUAGAAGAAAUGAAGUUAAUCAAAAGAAUGAAGUUUUAUGCUACCUAGCAUAUCUUUAAUUUUUCGGUACAAAAUGAAACACCUUGCCAAUAGCACGCAACCAAGUAUUACAUUAUUUUAUGAAAUUAUGUGGAAAUCUUAUAAUUUCUUCCUGUUUACGUUUUGAUUUUAGAUUUACAUGCAUAAAUCUGCUCUCAUGUGAUGUUUCCAGUAGGAAUAAUUGAUAUCACUGUAAUAUCAGCAGUGAUUUAAUUUUUUGUAAAUAUUAAUGAAUUAUUUAAUAGGAAGCAUAACAACAUGCAGUUUUUAUACCAACCAACUGAAUGUGCUUUUAUUACGUUAGAUAGUCGAGGAUAUUUAUAUGUACGAUAACCCAUAACAAUUCAACUUUGUAACCGGUGGGUAACCGUCUUUAAAAGUUUUUCAGAAUCAGCCGAUGUCUACACUUACAGAGAUUUAAACAGAUUUAUCAGAUAACUCAUUGACAUUUUUCAUAUCAUUUUGUUCAUGCGGGGGGGGUGGUGGCUUGGCUGCAGAGUAUGAGCUGGUCUGGAUGUCCCCUGUUUGGCUGGGGUCUCUGUCUGUGUCUGUGUGUCUUUGGCUUCUUCUGACUGCAUGAGGCAAAAAAACACUCUGAUUCUGCAUGACUCAAAGUAUAGAGCGUUUGCAGCAUGGUCUAAGUGUCGCAAAAGAAAUAACCG
Clupea harengus (Atlantic herring) is the source of this 4155-nucleotide messenger RNA. It is a transcript of the gene prkcaa, whose product is annotated as protein kinase C, alpha, a. NCBI's taxonomy places the organism in Eukaryota, Metazoa, Chordata, Actinopteri, Clupeiformes, Clupeidae. Gene Ontology annotation, molecular function: ATP binding; diacylglycerol-dependent serine/threonine kinase activity; zinc ion binding. The record is from RefSeq and is a predicted model, not a curated record. Gene Ontology annotation, biological process: protein phosphorylation.